AUGAGCAUCCAGCUCAAGUCAAUCAGUCUCUUAGUUGUGGGUGCUGAUGCCUUUUCCCGCGAACCCUUACCUCGGGACUUCCUCGCCGUGCACUUUCCCGAGGUGCGGUCGGAAAAGACCAAUCGCGACUUACCCGAUCGACCAUAUCCCGCAUUCAAGGUUCCUGGAUUCCUUUCGCUAAUAAGCACAAGCGCCGACUUAGAAGCCUUACCUUCGUCGCUUCUCGCGCUCUUGCAGGAUGGGCGUCAUGGCAUGCCCGCUGGCCGAGUGGCUAGCGACUCGCAAAGAUUGUCGAUCUUCGUGCGUUCGUCGGUGUAUAUGACAACGAUUUGCUCGGGAUGGUUGGGUGGCCAUCGCAGGACGGAUUAUGACUGA
This is a messenger RNA of Rhizoctonia solani, 375 nucleotides long. RefSeq lists its product as uncharacterized. Bases 1 to 375 code for a protein of 124 amino acids. The record is from RefSeq and is a predicted model, not a curated record. NCBI's taxonomy places the organism in Eukaryota, Fungi, Basidiomycota, Agaricomycetes, Cantharellales, Ceratobasidiaceae. The transcript has 2 exons.